GCUUCAUUCUUUGCACUUCUUUUACUUUCUCUGCAUAAACAUAUUCUGAUUUCAUCAACAAGAAAAGAAAAUGACCGCGUUUUCUGCAAACAAAGCUACAAACUUUUCUCUGAUUUUUGCCGUCCUCUUUGUCUCCUUGACUGUCUUCCAUGUUUCCUGCUUUCAGCUUCAAGUAGGAGGUGACAGCGGAUGGGUUAAGCCUGAUGGAAGCGAGUUUGAGACUUACAAUGAGUGGGCUGAGCAACACAGGUUUCACAUUGGAGAUACUAUCAAUUUCAAGUAUAAAAAAGACUCAGUGCUCCUGGUUGAAAGAGCUGACUAUGAGAACUGUGAUGUGAGCAACCCAAUCUUGAAAUUUGAUGAUGGGGAUACUGUCUUUGAGUUUGAUCGUUCGGGUUUUGUAUACUUUAUCAGUGGUGAACCAGAUCACUGUCUAGCAGGUCAGAAGAUGAUCAUCCGUGUCAUGGUGCAAGCUGCUGCUCAUCAGCCCACUGCCGCUGCCCCUGCCCCUGCACCCUCGGCUGAGGGACCAACUGUGGGUCGUGAUGGCGGAGAUGGGUUCAUUACUGAUUCAUGGGGUCCUACCCCUACCAAUGCCAGUGACAUUCUGUCUGUCACGUCUUAUUUUAUGACGCUGUUCAUGGGUGUCGUGAUCGUGCUUUAUCUGUUCAUGGAUUAAGGAAGUUCUUUGAAGUUAGGAAUGUUUUUUUUUUUUAUUUUUUUAUUUAUUGCUUUAGAGUUUAGACCUUUAGGGCAGAGUUCUAUUAAUCUAUUUUAGUUGAUUCAUGUUGUUCUCCUCUGCUGUUUGAGGAAUAUUUGUUUUAAUUUAGUACUAUUGGACUUUGAUUAUGAUUUUAGUAUUAAUAUGAAUUAGUGAAGUUAUUUUACUGCAUGUCUGCAUCCUUUUUCUGCAACUUCAGCUGUUCUAUACUUCUGCUUACUUUUCCUGCAACAAGUGAUGGUUUUUAUGAUGGACAAAAUUAAGCCACAGAAUCCA
Chenopodium quinoa (quinoa) is the source of this 997-nucleotide messenger RNA. RefSeq names its product stellacyanin-like. Gene Ontology annotation, cellular component: plasma membrane. The record is from RefSeq and is a predicted model, not a curated record. The transcript has 2 exons. Lineage: Eukaryota; Viridiplantae; Streptophyta; Magnoliopsida; Caryophyllales; Amaranthaceae. The coding region runs from base 71 to 679 and encodes 202 amino acids. Gene Ontology annotation, molecular function: electron transfer activity.